Molecule: messenger RNA, 3372 nt
Organism: Nelumbo nucifera (sacred lotus)
Lineage: Eukaryota; Viridiplantae; Streptophyta; Magnoliopsida; Proteales; Nelumbonaceae
Source: RefSeq, a predicted model, not a curated record
AAUCGGAAACGUCAUGGAACUCCUUCAAAUUUUCUUAAUGAUGCACGGGUCCCGACUAGUUGUAGUGAAAACUGAAAACUGAAACGUCGUGAAUUGCUAAUUUAAGGCUUACAGCUUUUGGUGCCACUUUCAAUGGCGAUUCAGUUGUUCAAUAACCAAUCAAUGCCACCAAACAACGUUUCACAUUCUCUCUCGUUCAUCUCUAACCGCCUUUCUCUCUCAUCCUACGAUGGAGACCCAAGAAAAAAGAGGAAAAUCAAAAAGGAAAAACGAGAAAGAAGAAAACAGAGAAACUUUUAGAUCAUCCCUCUGUUCUUCGUCGUCUCUGGUUCGCGCUGGUCGGGGCUCGGGAUGGAGGAAAGAUGGCUUAGAAUGACGGAAAAGUAAGAGCGGAGAAAGCCCAGAAGACGUUUCGGCGUACAGGAAAACGUUCUUCACUGUUUUGUAAUGUUUGACUGCUUUUCCCGUUUUCCUGUACGCCAAACCUCUUUCGUUCUUUCGCUUUCUUUCUUCCUCCAUUAUCGCCAUAUCUGAGAUUCUUCGAAAAGGGUUUUCUUGGAAGCCAUGAACACCACAACCUAUGCUUUUUCCUUCCUUAUUCUCUUGUCCUUCUUAGCCAAUGUCUUCUCUCAGACUGAAAACUCGGUUUCUUUUGUCCUGAGCUGUGGCUCCGUAAAUUCUAGUACUGAUUCAGAUGGCCGGGUAUGGGAUUUAGAUUCCAAAUACCUCAAAUCAGAGGACAACUCAGUGCCUUCCAAGGCUCAAUUCCAGGACCCAUCUCUCCCUUCUACCAUUCCGUACAUGAACGCCAGAAUUUUCACCGCCGAGGCCUCUUACACGUUCUCGGUUUCUCCAAAGCAGAGGCACUGGGUCAGGCUCCAUUUCUAUCCAUCUUCCUACAGUAGCCUCAACGCCACCGAUGCCUUCUUCUCGGUUGUUGCAGGUGGGGUUACACUUCUGAACAAUUUCAGCGCUUACAUUACAGCAGAAGCUCUCACACAGGCCUACAUUGUAAGGGAGUUCUCUCUGUCCCCCUUCCCCACCGGCAAACUCGACCUCACCUUCAAACCCUCCGACAAACAUUCUGGUUCCUUCGCUUUCAUCAAUGGCAUUGAGGUGAUUCCGAUGCCGGAAUUGUUCCAUCCGGCCCCGGUGGUCGGUUCCGUCCAUCAAUUAAUCGACGCCAAGCUCUCUAACAUACAGACAAUGUAUAGGCUGAAUGUGGGUGGGAAUUAUAUCGCUCCUACAAACGAUUCAGGCCUUACCAGAACAUGGUAUGAUGACUCUCCUUACCUAUUCGGUGCUAACGUAGGCGUCACCAUGGAUGCUGAAAAGAAUCUUACAAUUCGAUACAAGGAAACGCCGGAGUAUAUAGCUCCGAUUGACGUAUACAGCACGUCGAGGUCGAUGGGACCGGAGCCUGAGGUCAAUGCCAAUGCUAAUCUCACUUGGGUCUUCCAGGUUGAUCCCAACUUCAUGUAUGUCGUUAGAUUUCACUUCUGUGAUCUGCAAAUGACCAAGGUUAAUCAGAGAGUGUUCGACAUUUACCUCAAUAACCGGACGGCACAGGCUCAAGCCGACGUCGUCCUGUGGGCUGGUUCAGGGGGAGUGCCGGUGUACAAGGAUUACGCCAUCUACGUGACUGAUGCACCCGGCGAUGACCAGCUUUGGGUGGCGAUGCACCCCACCGUCUCGGCGAGGCCGGAGUUCUAUGAUGCUUUGCUUAAUGGGUUGGAGAUAUUCAAGCUCAAUGACAGCAGAGGGAACUUGGCAGGCCCCAACCCAGUGCCAUCGCCGAUGCUCGUGAAGGCCCAAGCUGAGACGCCAAGGGCGUUUGCUCCAUCUAAAUCCAGCUUACAUGCCCGAAUGAUUGGUGGGGCUGCAGCUGCCGUUGGGCUAUUGGCUGCUGUCUGCAUUGUUGCAUACCGGAGGAAGAAGAGAGGCCUUGGAGAAGAUGCCUGUAGAUCUGGUUGGUUGCCACUGUAUGGAGGAAGUUCCCGCACAUCAGGGAGCAAGUCGACCAUCUCCGGGAAGAGUACCGCCAGCAGCCACCUUUCUACGGAGGCUGUUAGUCUCUGCAGGCAUUUCUCCUUGGCGGAGAUAAAGAAAGGUACUAACAACUUUGACGAAUCUGAGGUUAUUGGGGUUGGUGGGUUUGGGAAGGUCUAUAAGGGAGUUAUAGAUGGAAAUACCAUGGUAGCCAUUAAAAGAGCAAACCCAUCUUCGGACCAAGGAGUUCAUGAAUUCGAGACUGAAAUUGAGAUGCUUUCCAAGUUAAGACACAGGCAUUUGGUCUCUCUGAUCGGCUACUGCGAAGAGGAAAACGAGAUGAUCUUAGUUUAUGACUACAUGGCAUUUGGAACUCUAAGAGAACAUCUCUACAAGACCAAUAAAGACCCUCUCUCAUGGAAGAAGAGGUUGGAAAUCUGUAUAGGAGCUGCAAGAGGACUUCACUACCUACACACAGGUGCCAAGUACACAAUCAUUCACAGGGAUGUGAAGACCACAAACAUCCUUCUGAACGAGAAGUGGGUGGCCAAGGUUUCAGAUUUUGGGCUCUCCAAAACAGGUCCCAAUCUCAACCACAACCAGAGCCAUGUCAGUACUGUGGUGAAAGGGAGCUUUGGGUACUUAGACCCUGAGUAUUUCCGUCGCCAGCAGUUGACAGAGAAGUCUGAUGUAUACUCAUUUGGGGUUGUUCUCUUUGAGGUCCUGUGUGCAAGGCCUGCACUGAAUCCAAGCCUUCCCAAGGAGCAAGUCAGUCUUGCAGAUUGGGCAUUGCACUGCCAGGCAAGGGGAACCCUUGAAGACAUCAUCGACCCUGAACUCAAGGGAAAGAUCACCCCAGAAUGCCUAAAGAAGUUUGCAGAGACGGCUGAGAAGUGCUUGUCUGAUCAUGGAGUUGAUCGCCCAUCCAUGGGCGAUGUGUUGUGGAAUCUUGAGUUUGCCCUUCAACUGCAAGAAAAUCCCGACGGUGUGAAACCAGAGAAGGAUGAAGAAAAGGAGUUGCAGUUGGGUAGCCAUGAGACUAACAUAAGUAUUUAUCAAGCUACCCUAGGCCUUGGAGAUGAAAGCGAUGUCAGUAAGCAGCAAUCAGAAAGCAUGGUCUUCUCUCAGCUUAUCAAUCCAAAGGGGCGAUGAUCAGAAUUUUCUCCAUCAUUUUUUUUCUUCUUUUUAAUUUGGUUUGUUCAGAGGAUGCAUGAUUGCUUUUGAUAUUUGUUCUUUGUAUUCUGACUCUCUUUCUAUCUCUUCUUCUUCUUCUUCUCUUUCUUUAGCAUUCAGUACCAGACAAGAGAUUGAUUGUAACUGAUAGUAACUUGUAUCAAGGUGUACUUUGCUAUCUUAAUGAAUGCACUUCUUUAAAUUUUUGCA